UACGUCAGUUGCCGCCAGACUGCUGGCGCGUGCAGUUAUGUGGGAGGAAGUCACGUCGAAAUAAAACAAAAACAAACAGCACGUAUUUAAUUUUUAUGGCUUCGAAACGACCGACUUAGUUACAUUUGUGAAUUUGUGGCAACUUUUGGGAUUGAAAAGAAUAAUAAAAUAAAGUCGCAAAAUGUACGGGUUUGUGAACUACGCCCUAGAGCUGCUUGUUACCAAAACCUUCAAUGAAGAGACAUGGGAGACCAUAAAGAAAAAGGCAGAUGUGGCGAUGGAAGGCAGCUUCCUCGUGCGCCAGAUAUAUGAAGAUGAAAUCACCUACCAUCUCAUCACUGCUGCCGUUGAAGUUCUGCAAAUCCCAGCUGACGCGAUUCUGGAACUCUUUGGUAAAACCUUCUUCGAAUUCUGUCAAGAUUCUGGAUAUGACAAGAUUUUGCAAGUUCUUGGUGCUACACCGAGGGACUUCUUGCAGAAUCUGGAUGGCCUACACGACCACCUGGGUACUCUGUACCCUGGCAUGAGAUCGCCAUCUUUCCGAUGCACUGAGCGGCCGGAAGACGGGGCUUUGGUACUUCACUAUUACUCUGAUCGGCCUGGAUUGGAGCAUAUCGUCAUUGGGAUUGUGAAGACCGUAGCUAGCAAGCUUCACGACACAGAAGUGAAGGUUGAGAUCUUGAAGACAAAAGAAGAAUGCGACCACGUCCAGUUUCUGAUUACUGAGACAUCCACUUCUGGACGAGUUUGUGCUCCUGAGAUGGCUGAAAUCGAAACUCUGUCUCUUGAGCCUAAAGUGAGCCCGGCUACCUUCUGCCGUGUAUUUCCAUUCCACCUAAUGUUCGACCGAGAGCUGAACAUCGUCCAAGCUGGCCGCACCGUCUCCCGUCUGAUGCCGAGGGUCACUCGUCCAGGGUGCAAGAUUACUGAUGUACUGGACACGGUGCGACCUCACUUGGAGAUGACAUUCGCCAAUGUGCUCGCUCACAUAAACACGGUGUACGUGCUGAAGACUAAGCCUGAGGAAAUGGUGUCUGCUCCUGAUGAGGAUAUUGCUUCUCUACGUUUGAAGGGGCAAAUGCUGUAUAUUCCUGAAACAGACGUUGUGGUGUUCCAAUGCUAUCCUAGUGUGACCAACUUAGAUGACUUGACUCGGCGUGGCCUCUGCAUCUCCGACAUUCCUCUUCAUGAUGCCACUCGGGACUUGGUCCUCAUGUCUGAGCAGUUUGAGGCAGACUACAAGCUGACGCAAAACCUGGAAGUGCUCACUGAUAAAUUGCAGCAGACCUUCCGAGAACUGGACUCUGAGAAACAAAAGACCGACAGGCUCCUCUACUCAGUCCUGCCAAUCAGCGUAGCCACUGAGCUUCGUCACCAGCGUCCAGUACCGGCUCGUCGCUACGACACCGUCACCUUACUCUUCAGUGGCAUCGUUGGGUUCGCCAACUAUUGCGCCAGGCACACCGACCACAAGGGAGCUAUGAAGAUUGUUAGGAUGCUGAACGAUUUGUAUACAGCGUUUGAUGUACUGACUGAUCCAAAGAGAAAUCCUAAUGUAUAUAAGGUGGAGACAGUUGGUGAUAAGUACAUGGCAGUCUCUGGUUUGCCAGAAUAUGAAGUUGGUCAUGCCAAGCACAUCUCCCUCCUCGCCUUGGAAAUGAUGGAUCUCUCUCAAACCGUUACUGUUGAUGGCGAACCCGUGGGCAUCACAAUCGGUAUCCAUACCGGAGAAGUAGUGACUGGUGUGAUUGGCCAUCGCAUGCCCCGGUACUGCCUCUUCGGUAACACUGUCAACUUGACCAGCCGCUGCGAAACCACUGGAGUACCUGGCACUAUCAACGUCAGCGAGGAUACUUACGGUUACCUGAUGCGCGAAGACAACUACGACGAGAGAUUCGAACUCACAUACCGCGGCCAUGUUUCCAUGAAAGGCAAAGCUGAGCCAAUGCAGACUUGGUUCCUGACAAGAAAGAAGAUCUAAAUCAUUCAAAAUUCGACCUCAAAUACUUACUCAUAACGAUGAAUUUAAAUAAACAUUAGGGCCUGAAUUAACUGUCUUAGCAAUUUGCGUAUCGUA
This is a messenger RNA of Spodoptera littoralis (African cotton leafworm), 2077 nucleotides long. NCBI's taxonomy places the organism in Eukaryota, Metazoa, Arthropoda, Insecta, Lepidoptera, Noctuidae. The record is from the annotation of a GenBank genome assembly.